AUGACCAAUCCUCAGCAAUCUUACACUAUUUGGUCUCCUCAGGAUACAGUCAAAGAUGUGGCAGAUUCGCUUGGUAUCUCAAACAUAAGUGACGAUGUUUUGAGAUCACUAGCUAUGGACGUUGAAUAUCGUAUUCUAGAAAUUGUGGAACAAGCUGUGAAGUUCAAGCGGCACGCCAAACGUGAGGUAUUGAAUACGGAAGAUAUAUCGCGGGCUUUGCGUGUUCUUAAUGUGGAGCCACUUUACGGAUAUCAGGAUGGCUCAGCAAGGUCCAAAGACGUUUCAUUUUCUAAGGUCGCUGCACAAGGUGGACAGUCUCUUUACUUCUUAAACGAUGAGGAAGUUGAUUUCGAUAAGAUUAUUAAUGAACCAUUGCCCAAAGUGCCUCGUCUUCCCACGUUCACGACCCACUGGCUGGCAAUAGAGGGUGUUCAGCCAACCAUUCCGCAAAAUCCAAAUUUAAACGAUAUCCGAAUGUCGCAGCCUCCAAUAGCGCGUGGCGCCAUUGUGACAACUGUGAAUGACACAAGCUUGCAAACUUCUGCCUCCGAAGAAAAGGAAACACAGCACGUUUCUUCGAUAAAACCUGGUCAGGUCAAUGAGGUCAAGCCUUUGGUGAAGCACGUUCUAUCCAAGGAAUUGCAAAUUUACUUCGAUAAGGUAGUGGGCGCACUAACUUCCAAGGAGCAAGACGAAAAGGCCCAGCACUUAAAGGCUGCGGCGCUUACUUCCUUACGAUCAGACACUGGCUUGCAUCAGUUGGUUCCAUAUUUUAUCCAGUUUAUCGCAGAACAAAUCACGCACAAUCUAUCUGAUCUUGGGCUUCUGACAACGAUGCUAGAAAUGAUAUAUUCCCUUUUGAGCAACAAACACGUCUUUCUGGAUCCUUAUAUUCACUCUUUAAUGCCUUCCAUUCUUACGCUUCUGCUGGCCAAAAAACUAGGAGGAACACCAGCCUUGGUGUCCAGCAAAGAAGAACAGAUCAAUUCAGAGAGUGAACUGAAAAUUGCCGAUAAUGAGUUUUUGGAUAAAACAAAUGCUCUUCGUGACUUUGCUGCCUCCUUACUUGACCAUGUUCUCAAAAAAUUCCCAAAGGUCUACAAAUCCUUGAAGCCAAGAGUUAUGAGGACGCUCUUGAAAACAUUUUUGGAUACCAAUCGUUCAUUUGGGACUUAUUAUGGAUGCAUAAGAGGCGUUACCGUGUUGGGCCCUGAAUCAGUAAGAUUCUUUUUAGGAAAUUUGCAAAGUUGGGCAAGCCUGAUCUUUGAAGAGCAUGCCAACCUGAACAGUAAAGAUGAUGUGCCCUACUCGGGUAGAUUUACAGAGCUUGAGACUAGUCUGCUAUGUGACGUGGUUAUCGACUCUCUGCUCGUCUUAAAGGUAGAUUUGCCGAGCGAUCAAGAAUAUCAAGGAGAUUUGACAGAUGAAGAGAAAGAGAAACUGAAGAAUCGUUGCGGUCGGACUAUUUCUGCGAAACUGAUGGAUAGGGCAGAUGCAAAGGUACUUGUAGCUGCAAUUUUUUUUGGAGAAUGA
Molecule: messenger RNA, 1533 nt
Organism: Lachancea dasiensis
Lineage: Eukaryota; Fungi; Ascomycota; Saccharomycetes; Saccharomycetales; Saccharomycetaceae
Source: the annotation of a GenBank genome assembly